Daucus carota subsp. sativus is the source of this 556-nucleotide messenger RNA. Its product is annotated as signaling peptide TAXIMIN 1. The transcript is spliced from 2 exons. The coding region runs from base 169 to 408 and encodes 79 amino acids. NCBI's taxonomy places the organism in Eukaryota, Viridiplantae, Streptophyta, Magnoliopsida, Apiales, Apiaceae. The record is from RefSeq and is a predicted model, not a curated record.
GGUUAUAUCUAACCCCAAAUAAACUAUUCUUGGUAGUUUCUUGAGCUGUCCGCUAAAGGGUGUGAGUCGUUCUAGUUUUCUACGCGUCAUAAAUUGCAAGGAGUCGCCAAGAAAUCAAGAAACCCUCGGGUUUAGUUUCAUUACAAGAAGAGAGUAAUUGAUCAUAAGAUGUCAGGAGACGAUGAUGGCUGUGAGUGCAGGCCUUUGGGCUUUCUCUUGGGCUUGCCCUUCGCUUUUGUCUCUCUUAUCCUCUCCCUCAUCGGAGUUGUCAUCUGGAUUAUCGGGUUGUUAUUGACAUGUAUAUGUCCGUGUUGUUUGUGCGUGACGGUGAUAGUAGAGCUAGCACUGGCUUUGAUCAAGGCUCCUUUUUCUAUUAUGAAGUGGUUCACCAAGAAAAUCCCCUGUUGAGUGCUGCUCUUUUCUGAAUUGGAUUCUUUAUUUAAUUUCUCAUAAAAUUACAGAGUUGACUAGUUGGAUGACCUUUUCUGAGUACUCGAGUACUUUGUAAUCUCCUAUCUUUGCUGAUUGGUUCAUGAUUAAUCGCUCUGUUAUCUCA